Molecule: messenger RNA, 962 nt
Organism: Dendrobium catenatum
Lineage: Eukaryota; Viridiplantae; Streptophyta; Magnoliopsida; Asparagales; Orchidaceae
Product: ribulose bisphosphate carboxylase small chain, chloroplastic-like
Exons: 2
Coding region: 136-696 (186 amino acids)
Source: RefSeq, a predicted model, not a curated record
GCAAGAAAUUUUGCACAUUGGUUAGAAUUUAUAUAUAGAAGCAUACGAGCAUAUUGAGGGCCUCAGGCAGUUUCAGAAGUACAGUACCUUGCUUAGCUCCUGCUGUUCAAUUUGAAGGAGAAGGAAGAGUCAAAUAUGGCUUCUUCAAUGAUGGUCUCGUCCGCCACUGUGACGGUCGCCCGAACAACAGCUCCGGCUCAGUCGACCAUGGUGGCUCCCUACACCGGCUUGAAGUCCGCCGGCGCUCUGCCCACCGCACGUAGAACCGCCACAAAUCUCAACCACCUUCCGAGCAACGGCGGCAGAGCCCAGUGCAUGAAGGUGUGGCCUGUUGAAGGUGUGAAGAAAUUUGAGACGCUGUCUUACCUCCCUACACUUUCUCCCGAAGCUUUGCUCAAGCAGAUUGAUUAUCUUAUCCGUUCAGGAUGGAUUCCUUGCUUGGAAUUCGACAAGAUUGGCUUUGUGUACAGGGAGCACCAUAGGUCACCUGGAUACUAUGAUGGGCGGUACUGGACAAUGUGGAAGCUGCCUAUGUUCGGGUGCACAGAUGCAGUUCAAGUGGCAAAGGAGGUGGAAGAGUGCAGAAAGGAACAUCCUGAGAAAUUUAUUCGAAUUAUCGGAUUUGAUAAUGUACGUCAAGUGCAGUGCAUCAGUUUCAUUGCCUAUAAGCCUAAAGGCACAGAAUAUAUUAAUUGAGCAAUUCUGAAAGAGCAACUAAUGCUUGAGAUUAUUGUUCUAGUUUCCUAUUAUCCAUCGAUUUCUCCUUAUUUUUUUGGGAUGUAAGAACUUUUGUUUAUGUUGGUUUCCUAUGUUGCUUUAGUCCAUCUCUGUUUGUUUUUGUGAAUGGUGGGAACCAACAAGUGAUCAAGUCAUGUUGUAAUGUUGUUCACUGUCAUUGCAGUAUUGUUCUUCCUGAUUUAACACAAGUUAUGAGAAGUUAGUAUGAGUUUUAUUUCAUGCAA